This is a messenger RNA of Ceraceosorus bombacis, 496 nucleotides long. The record is from the annotation of a GenBank genome assembly. NCBI's taxonomy places the organism in Eukaryota, Fungi, Basidiomycota, Exobasidiomycetes, Ceraceosorales, Ceraceosoraceae.
AUGUUCACUCAAAAAAAAAUUCUCGUUGCCAUCGCCGCUUCGAUAUUCUGGAGCUGUGCGCAGGCGUUCGACGAUCCAGGCUACAACAAUCUCUUCAGUGUGUAUCCUUGAACAAAGCCGACGAGGCUUUUGCUUUUGCUUUGCCUGCCAUUUCUCUCUGAGCUCCCUGUGUUUUGCCUUUUGCAGGCGUUUUGACCUACCCGAGCAAUCUCUGGGAUGAGAAUAAGCUCAGAGAGGUCUGGACGGCCAACUGCGGCGCGGUCAACGGAAAGAAAUGGGAGCUCGGCAAAUUUGCAGACGACCGCACCAUUUAUUGCUAUUGCAAAGCCGCGUGAGUGUAGCGCUCAGUCGAUUCUCGCACAUGGAAGCUAGUUCUGACCAGUAUGCUUGCGCUCACAGCGAUGGUACGAGCUUGGCUGUGACUGCAGCCAACGCGACCGACAGUAACACUCAUGCCCUUGGUUUUGGGACAUUUCUAAUAGCCUUUGUGCACUGA